GCGGCGGCCACAGCAGCCUUGGCGGCGGCCGCGGCAGAACUGGCAGCGUCGGCGGCGGGAAGAAAGAAGCCUGAGACAUCCACCUAUGAAGACUGUACGACAAUCCUGACUAGUAAUUGUGGAUGGUGUGGCUGCCAGAUUUAAUUCUGCCCAGCAUCUGAAAUGAAGCUCUCCUAUUGAUGGUUUUGAUUGGCCUAGAGCCAGGAGAGCUGGAUUCAGUUGACUUCAAGAUAAAAAGAAACAGUCUUGGUUAUCAUCAUAAACAUUUGAACCAGUGAUGGUGAAAUGAGAUGAGGCUCCGAAAUGGAACUGUAGCCACUGUUUUAGCAUUUAUCACUUCGUUCCUUACUUUAUCUUGGUAUACCACGUGGCAAAAUGGGAAAGAAAAACUGAUUGCUUAUCAACGAGAAUUUCUUGCUUUGAAAGAACGUCUCCGAAUAGCUGAACAUAGGAUCUCCCAACGCUCUUCUGAACUAAACGCUAUUGUACAGCAGUUCAAACGCGUAGGAGCAGAAACCAAUGGAAGUAAGGCUGCAUCGAAUAAAUUUUCAGAUGAUACCCUAAAGCUAUUAAAGGAGUUAACAAGCAAAAAACCUCUUCAAGUGCCAAGUAUUUAUUAUCAUUUGCCUCAUUUAUUACAAAAUGAAGGGAGCCUUCAACCUGCUGUGCAAAUUGGUAAUGGACGAACAGGAGUUUCGAUAGUAAUGGGAAUUCCCACAGUGAAGAGAGAAGUUAAAUCUUACCUCAUGGAAACUCUUCAUUCUGUUAUUGAUAAUCUGUAUCCUGAAGAGAAGUUGGACUGUGUUAUAGUAGUCUUCAUAGGAGAGACAGAUAUUGAUUAUGUACAUGGUGUUGUAGCCAACCUCGAGAAAGAGUUUUCUAAAGAAAUCUCUUCUGGCUUGUUGGAAAUAAUUUCACCUCCUGAAAGCUAUUAUCCUGACCUGACAAACUUAAAGGAGACAUUUGGAGAUUCUAAAGAAAGAGUAAGAUGGAGAACAAAACAAAACCUAGAUUAUUGUUUUCUAAUGAUGUAUGCCCAGGAAAAGGGCAUAUAUUACAUCCAGCUUGAAGAUGAUAUUAUUGUCAAACAGAAUUAUUUUAAUACCAUAAAGAAUUUUGCACUUCAGCUUUCUUCUGAGGAAUGGAUGAUACUUGAGUUCUCCCAGCUGGGCUUCAUUGGUAAAAUGUUUCAAGCAACAGACCUAACCCUGUUUGUACAGUUCAUAUUUAUGUUCUAUAAGGAGAAACCUAUUGAUUGGCUUUUGGACCAUAUUCUCUGGGUGAAAGUCUGCAACCCUGAAAAAGAUGCAAAACAUUGUGAUAGACAGAAAGCAAAUCUGCGAAUUCGCUUCAGACCUUCCCUUUUCCAGCAUGUUGGUCUGCAUUCUUCAUUAACAGGAAAAAUUCAGAAGCUUACGGAUAAAGAUUACAUGAAACCAUUACUUCUUAAAAUCCAUGUAAACCCCCCCGCAGAAGUAUCUACUUCUUUGAAGGUCUACCAAGGACAUACACUGGAGAAAACUUAUAUGGGAGAGGAUUUCUUCUGGGCUAUAACUCCAGUGGCUGGAGACUACAUCCUGUUUAAAUUUGACAAGCCAGUCAAUGUGGAAAGUUAUUUGUUUCAUAGUGGCAAUCAGGAACAUCCAGGAGAUAUUCUGUUCAACACAACUGUAGAAGUUUUGCCUUUUAAGAGUGAAGGUUUGGAAAUAAGCAAAGAAACCAAAGACAAACGAUUAGAAGAUGGUUAUUUCAGAAUAGGGAAAUUUGAGAAUGGUGUUGCAGAAGGAAUGGUGGAUCCCAAGCUAAACCCCAUUUCAGCCUUCCGACUUUCAGUUAUUCAGAAUUCUGCUGUUUGGGCCAUUCUUAAUGAGAUUCAUAUUAAAAAAGUCACAAACUGACCAUCUCCUAAGAAACCAAGACCUUAUUUUCCCUUGUAAAUUUGUUAAACACAGCUGAGCAUGUACCUUUUUUUUUUUUUUUUUGUAACUUGAAUUCUACCUCUUGUGAAAUCUACUGUAAAUAAGAUGAUUGUCAUUUCCACUUGGAAAGUGAAUCUCCCAUGGAUAAUUGUAUUCAUUCGAACCUAAGCUGUCCUCCAGUUUUAACUUGACUCAAGCAUUUUACAGUUACGACAGCCUGUUAAUAUGACUUGUACUAUUUGGUAUUAUACUAAUACCUAAGAGUUGUACAUAUUGUUACAUUCCUUAAAUUUGAGAAAAAUUAAUGUCAGAUACAUUUUAUGAAGGGGGUACUUUUGAAGUUCAUUUAUUUUACUAUUAUAGACCCUCUUUUAUAGAUUAUCAGGGAUUCUAUAUAUAUAUAUAUAUAUACAUAAAAUGUUAUGGAGUUAAUUUAUUAGAAACACUUAAGAAGUACAUAUUUUUGUGCAGUAAAUUUUUGAAUCAAUACUUUUUUUGAAAACCAGUUACCUUGCUUUUUUAAGUUCUUUCUAUAUCUUUUCUUUGGAAAUGCAGACAUUAACAAAUUAAUGCCAUUUUUCAAAUGCACUGCCAUUUAAGAAUGAAUAUAGAUUGAUUUCCUAAUGAAGUACUUUUAUAAUCAGUGAUUCUGAACAAAAUCUUUUCAAAGGCAUUUGUCAUUCCUUAAAGCCAAGAUUUUAAAGACCAAUGUCCUUCUUGAGGGUUAUUUUACUAUACUGUGUAUGGUGUGUAGCCACAAAAAAAUCAGUCUGAUAAAUUUUAAUGUGCAGGGGUGAGGCCUUCAACCCGAAUUAUCACAGACUGAAGUCCUUAUAUUUCCUCUGAGAUGUAAAAAUGACAAAAUUUUCUUUCCUGUUUUAAUCUUUGUCUUUAAUCCAUGAAUGAGAAGCAUUUUCUCUUUUCUUGAUGCUUUUCUUCUCUCUGUACUCAUUCUGUGAGUCCUGACAAUGUGUUUUCUAGGUAAUGCUGUUGUAUGAGACAUGAUUGGUUUAAUUUUAAAGAAAAACAAAAUUAUAAUACUGGUUUUGGGUGAAAGGUAUUGUAACAGUUGUAUGUCUUUCCAAAAUAAUUUAUUUUAUUGAUUCAGUGAAUGAAUAUCUGAAGAGGACUUAAUUUCAAAUGGUAUCACUACUGUAGACAAAAA
Molecule: messenger RNA, 3084 nt
Organism: Phacochoerus africanus (Common warthog)
Lineage: Eukaryota; Metazoa; Chordata; Mammalia; Artiodactyla; Suidae
Gene: MGAT4A
Product: alpha-1,3-mannosyl-glycoprotein 4-beta-N-acetylglucosaminyltransferase A
Exons: 16
Coding region: 291-1898 (535 amino acids)
Biological process (GO): protein N-linked glycosylation
Cellular component (GO): endoplasmic reticulum; Golgi stack; endoplasmic reticulum-Golgi intermediate compartment
Molecular function (GO): acetylglucosaminyltransferase activity
Source: RefSeq, a predicted model, not a curated record